CGGGAAGGUUGUAGAGCCCCAAAGUCUCCCGGUCCGCAUUGCCCCCUUCUCCAAAAAGCUUCCUAGGGUUUCUCCGAUCGCCGACUGAUCUCUCUCAAAAACCCUAGAAAUCAGUCGGAGAUGCCUAUCUACAAGAUUCGAGGGAUCAAUGUAGAUUUCCCCUUCGAAGCGUACGAUUGCCAGAUCAUCUACAUGGAAAAGGUCAUCCAAUCUCUCCAAGAGAGAUGUAAUGCUUUAUUAGAGAGUCCAACUGGAACCGGAAAAACUCUGUGCCUUUUGUGUGCUACACUGGCAUGGAGGAAGAGUCUAGGUGACUUCUUGACCAGUGCAGAUCAAGACAGGAGCUGGGCUUCUGGAAGUCAGCACUCAAAUGAAGAGAAGGGCUGGUUUUCUGGAAGUCAGCAUUCAAAUGAAGAGAAGGGCUGGUUUUCUGGAAGUCAGAGUUCUGGAAGCCAGCAGCCUGACAGUCUAUCCAUGGAGCUUCCACGAUCAAAAUAUCCUGUAAUUGUAUAUACUUCUCGCACUCACAGCCAGCUGAAGCAGGUUAUCAGAGAAUUAAAAACAAGCAAUUACAGGCCCAAAAUGUCGAUACUGGGAUCUCGAGAGCAGAUGUGCAUUCACGAUCAAGUGCAAGAGAUUCGUGGCAAAGCACAAAAUAAUGCUUGUCAUACCCUAUGCAAGAAACGUAAAUGCCGUCAUCAAACUCAAGUGUCUGAGUUUAUGAAGAAAAACCAUGAACUUGGGAAUGAGCCCUUUGACAUUGAAGACUUGGUUAAGAUCGGACGAACAAAGGGGCCAUGCCCUUAUUACAUAUCGAGAGAACUUCAUAAGGCUGUUGACAUUUUGUUUGCCCCUUACAAUUAUCUCAUUGAUCCUGGAAACCGGCGUUCUCUAUCAGGCAUCAACUGGAAAAAUUCUGUACUUAUAUUUGAUGAAGCGCACAAUCUGGAGGGCAUAUGUGCAGAUGCAGCUUCCUUUGACUUGCCUUCAGCUUCUCUGAAUGCUUGUAUCUCUGAAGCAAAGCAAUGUGUGGACCUUUGUUUAAAGAGGAGGGUGAUUGAUAAAUCAAGUGAUAAGCAGCAUGAUCCAGAUAAUUAUGCCAUUCUUAGUGCCCUUCUGUUGAAGCUGGAGAAACGAGUUACUGAAAUUACCAUUGAUUCUAAGGAAUUGGGCUUUACUCGACCUGGGCAUUAUAUUUAUGAAUUCCUUUCUGAUCUGAAUAUCACACAUAAGACGGCCAAUAUGCUUAUUGAUACAAUUGAUAAUGCUGCUCUGCUUCUAGAAGAGGGAAAUGUAAGUGGCAAUGGCUUACCAAUUAAAACAAAGGGAACGAUAUGCAGAUUAGAGAGCAUCAGGGAUAUUCUUAAUAUUAUCUUCAGGGACGGUGGUAAAGGGCAUGCAAAGUUUUAUCGUUUUCAUGUGCAAGAAUCCAAGUCGAGUCCCAUAGAUUCCGUGAAAGGCAAAGCAUCACGGAUGCUCAGUUGGUGGUGCUUUAAUCCAGGACUUGCCAUGCAAGAAUUCAUAACGAUGGGUGUGGGAUCUAUCCUGUUGACAUCUGGCACUUUGUCUCCUCUGGACUCAUUGGCAUUGGAACUUAACUUAGAGUUUCCAGUCAGACUGGAGAACCCUCAUGUCAUAUCUCCUGAUCAAGUUUGGGUUGGUGUUGUACCUAGUGGCCCAUCUGGCUAUUCGUUUAAUUCUUCAUACAGAACUCGUGAUUCUCUAGAAUAUAAGCAAGAGCUUGGCAAUGCCAUUGUUAAUUUUUCCCGUAUAGUGCCUGAUGGAUUACUGGUGUUCUUCCCUUCUUACUACCUGAUGGAUCAGUGCAUUAGUUGCUGGAAACACAUGAGCCAUGCAAGCUCCACAGAUUUCAGUACAAUAUGGGAAAGGAUUUGUAAGAAUAAACAACCAGUUGUAGAGCCUAAAGCCAGUCAGCAGCUCUUCCCAGAUGCUAUCUGAGAUUUUGAGGCUAAACUGCGCGACAGUGCUACUUCUGGGGCAAUCUUUUUUGCUGUCUGUCGUGGCAAAGUAAGCGAAGGUCUGGAUUUUGCUGAUCAGGCUGGGAGAGCUGUGGUAAUUACUGGCAUGCCCUUUUCGAUGAAGACUGAUCCUAAGGUUCGUCUCAAACGUGAGUACUUGGAUCAGCAAGCCUUUCAGAAGAAAGGGUCGAAGGCUCUUACUGGAGAGGAAUGGUAUGUUCAGCAAGCAGCAAGGGCUGUGAAUCAAGCAGUUGGGCGUGUAAUUAGGCACCGCCAGGAUUAUGGAGCUAUAAUUCUCUGUGAUGAGCGGUUUGCCCAACAAAGCCUGCAAUUCCAAAUGUCAUCUUGGCUCCAGCCUUAUAUCAAGUGCUACCCUAAAUUUGGGGAAGCAGUUUUCACAUUGACCAGAUUCUUCAAAGCUAAUUGCAACCUCGUGAAGCUAAAACAAGAAGAAAACUUGAUCAUUGAGAGGCCUGUGGUGACCAAAGCCAAAAUUCUAUCUUCAAAAAGUCACUCCUGUUUGGCUUCCAAACCAUUAACAUCCACUGUUUCUGUCAUUGGUGUUAGCGCUCCCAUUCAGUUGGAACAGAUUGCACCAGCCAACCGCUCACAUCUUUCUAACAAUCAGCAUUUUAGCUUGACCAGGCAGUGUUUAAGAGAUUUCUCUCAGUAUCCACCACAAGCUAGCAAAAGCACCAGAACUCCUCAGCAUCAGGAGUAUAAAGUCAUUGAUUUAACUAGUGAUGAUUCUUAUCAUGAACAACAAGGAGUUAAUUUCAUUGCUCAAUGUUCUGCAAAAAGGCCAAAACUAUCAAAAAUUCAUUCUGAUGUAGUUAAACGUCAGUGCAGUUCUUCAAUGCAGUUAUGUAAAGCUGAUCUAAGCCAUUCCCCAUCAGAAACUUCUACGGAGUGUAGUUCUGGGAUAUGCUGUAAAGAAAUAUCGCCUCUUUCAGCAUGUGAACCUGUGUAUGCUAGGAGAUGCAGUAAGGAUAAGGGAACUCAAUAUGCUCAAGUUGAUCCAAUUGCGUCUAAACAUGAAUCAGAUACGAAGAUUGGUCUACCACCUAAAAACAAAGAAGGUGUUCAGAGUAGUGCUUUACCUUGUGGGGAUACAACAGCAAGAGGUUCUGCUUUCUUGGUGCAGGUUCAAGAAAAACUAACUCCUGAUGAAUAUAAAGAAUUUGUCGGUCUUAUGAAGGCACUGAAAUCAAAGACUAUGAAGAUAUCAGCUGUGAUAGAGCGGAUUGCAAUCUUGUUCUCUGGCCCAGUGAGGUUUCCUCUGCUUAUAGGGUUCAAAGAUUUUGUUCCUGCCAAAUUUCAGACUAUAUAUGAGCAGCAUCUCAGAGCUCUUGAUAGCUGAUGUGAAUCUAACUUCUUGAUUUAAUACAACGUCGAGUUUCAUGUUUCUUGACACAGCGCUUGCAUCUUCCUGGUUCGAACUUUUACGUUGUGGGGUAUCAGGAUAUCUAAGCAAGGAUACCAGCGAUGAAAGCAAAGGUAACAAUACAUAUUUGACCACUGGGUUAGUUCUUGACUUAUGGUCUACUUGUUUUGCUAUCUGCCUUUUUCUUAGUACAUUUCAGUCACUCUAUCUCGUCUGUUGACUAGGCUUGUAUUACACAUUAAGCUUUUAGUUACUGCAUAUUGAAGCAUAACUCCACAUGUGACAUUGGUUUAUGCAAUUUGUACCAAGCCAGCAGAUGAGCAUUGCUGUUCAACACCUUUUAUCAUGAAAAAAGCCUAUUUGAUUUCUUCUUUUACAUCUCAUCCUUUCCUUACAAAGGAGGUUGUAUGCAGAUAUUAUAUUUUCGCACCUUGUUUAAUUGUCUUUAAUCCUGAGUUAUGCAA
Messenger RNA from Asparagus officinalis (garden asparagus), 3827 nucleotides. Its product is annotated as regulator of telomere elongation helicase 1 homolog. Lineage: Eukaryota; Viridiplantae; Streptophyta; Magnoliopsida; Asparagales; Asparagaceae. Gene Ontology annotation, cellular component: nucleus. Gene Ontology annotation, biological process: negative regulation of DNA recombination; regulation of DNA-templated transcription; regulation of double-strand break repair via homologous recombination. The record is from RefSeq and is a predicted model, not a curated record. The transcript is spliced from 26 exons. Gene Ontology annotation, molecular function: DNA helicase activity; DNA polymerase binding; hydrolase activity, acting on acid anhydrides, in phosphorus-containing anhydrides.